GGUGCCGCGUGCCCGCCCCCUCCUGUGCCCGCCCGCCCGCUCGGCGCAGCCGGGGCCGCUGCGGAGCCUCCGCCGAGGGUGCUGGGGAAUCGCCGCGGCCGCCGCCUGGGUGAGCUCGGGGUGUCCCGGGCGUUCGGCGGGAAGCCGACGCCAGGCAUGGGCCUAAUCUUCGCCAAACUGUGGAGCCUCUUCGGUAGCCAAGAGCACAAAGUAAUCAUAGUGGGACUUGAUAAUGCUGGAAAGACUACUAUUCUUUACCAGUUCUUAAUGAAUGAAGUGGUUCAUACUUCUCCAACCAUAGGAAGCAAUGUAGAAGAAAUAGUGGUGAAGAACACUCAUUUCUUAAUGUGGGAUAUAGGAGGACAGGAAUCAUUACGGUCAUCAUGGAAUACCUAUUAUUCAAAUACAGAGUUCAUCAUUCUGGUUGUUGACAGCAUUGAUAGAGAGCGACUGUCUAUUACAAAAGAAGAACUUUAUAGAAUGCUGGCUCAUGAGGAUUUACGGAAGGCUGCGGUUCUCAUCUUUGCGAACAAGCAGGACAUGAAAGGCUGCAUGACGGCCGCCGAGAUAUCUGCAUACCUCACCCUCAGCUCCAUAAAGGAUCACCCAUGGCACAUUCAGUCCUGCUGUGCUUUGACAGGAGAGGGAUUAUGCCAAGGCUUGGAGUGGAUGACCUCCCGUAUUGGAGUGGCAAAGAAGUUCAGUAUCCCCAAAGCAGGGAUUCUUUCCAGCUCUUUAAACACACUGCACUCAGUAAAGUGAAGAGGACUUGGGCACAGCUGCUCAAAAUAUUUGUCAUCAAAAUAAAAUUGAGUUGUUCUUUGAA
Vidua chalybeata is the source of this 826-nucleotide messenger RNA. It is a transcript of the gene ARL5B, whose product is annotated as ADP ribosylation factor like GTPase 5B. The record is from RefSeq and is a predicted model, not a curated record. The transcript has 7 exons. NCBI's taxonomy places the organism in Eukaryota, Metazoa, Chordata, Aves, Passeriformes, Viduidae. Gene Ontology annotation, biological process: protein localization to Golgi membrane; intracellular protein transport; vesicle-mediated transport. Gene Ontology annotation, cellular component: cytoplasm; trans-Golgi network. Gene Ontology annotation, molecular function: GTP binding; GTPase activity. Bases 157 to 762 code for a protein of 201 amino acids.